GAUUUAUCGGAAGCCAUUGCUAAAAGAAUCUACAACAAAUGGUAAUGACAUUUUUUUAGUUUUAAAUUUUUAUUGGAGUAUAGUUGAUUUACAAUGUUGUGUUAGUUUCAGGUGUACAGCAAAGUGAUUCAGAUAAAUAUAUAUAUAGUGUGUAUAUACAUAUAUCUAUUCUUUUUCAGAUUAUUUUCCAUUAUAGGUUAUUACAAGAUAUUGAGUAGAGUUCCCUGUGCUAUACAGUAGGUCCUUGUUGUUUAUCCAUUUUAUAUAUAGUAGUGUGUAUCUGUUAAUCCCAAACUCCUAAUUUAUCCCCCCCCUUUCCCCAUUGGUAACCAUAAGUUUGUUUUCUAUGUUGAGUCAGAGAUUAUUUAUAUAUUAAAAUAAACCACUUAUUUGGGGAUGACAAAUGUAUACAAAGUUUGGAAUCGUUUUUAAUCUAAGCCUUUCCACAUCAGCUGAGCUCUCGUGUGAUCAUUUUAGUCGCUUUGCCAGCCUGGCAGCCUCCUUGCACUCCGAGCGGUGGCACGCUUGCUUGUCUGCAGUGUGUGCCCUCCUAAUGUGCUGCUGGGUGCUAUUUGCUGGCUUUUUAUUUGACUUUUGUAACUAUAGUAAAAAAAAAAAAAAAGAUAAUUGGCAUACAGUUCUCCUUUUGUGCAAAGGAAUUUGCCACUUUGUGAAAUGAAUUGGGAAGAAAUUCCCAUGCCCUGUGACAGUUUACAAAACAUGAGGAAGCUCUGCUCCUGGCGUAAAGGGAAGAUUCGUGCUGGUGAAGCAUCUGAGGCCACUGGCUUUCUCUGAAGCAACCCGAACAAUUCUUGUGUUUAUGUUGUCGUGAUGUUGAGCUUUCUGUCUUCACUUGUCAGUUUUCUCGGGAAGUGGUGACUUUGAGACGCUAACAUUGACCAUUGCAUGACUGACUGCCUUUAGGAAUUGUCUAAGAUCUUGGUGUGUCAUUUUCCUCAUCUGUAAAAUGAAGCUAUAAAAAGAACCACCGCGUAAAUCUCUGCCUUUUCUUCUGGCUAAUACUGUUUAUUUUGUGAACUUUCAUUUUAUAGCCUGUUCGAAUAGUGUCAGGGGGCAACCAGAAACUCUAACUGUCCAUCUUAACAAUUCCAAAUUUCUAGCCCGCACGCAAAUGGGUUCCCUUUUUUCUCUUGCUGACACCCCUCGGGAAGAGCCACAGCCUUGGCGUUUGAGGACCCGGUGGGUCCUGGUGUGCUGCCACGACCUUGGCCGUCCUCGGCCCGCAUCUGGCACGAAGCUGGUUUGCAACCCUGGGCUCCCCACACGGAAGGAUGAGGGGGAGAACGUGACCGAGGUCGGCGCCUUCAUCCUAGUGGGCUUCCCGGCCCCCCGGCUGCAAUACCCGCUCUCCCUCCUCUUCCUGCUCACCUCCCUCCUCGUGCUGGUGGAGAACCUGGCCGUCAUCCUCACCAUCUGGGGCGGCUCCUCCCUCCACAGGCCCACGUACUACUUUCUGGGCGUCGUGUCGUCCCUGGAGAUCUGGUACGUGUCUGACAUCAUCCCUGAGAUGCUGGACGGCUUCCUCAUGCAGCGGGGACGCCUCUCCUUCAUUGGCUGCAUGACUCAGCUCUACUCCUCCAGCUCCCUGGUGUGCACCGAGCGUGUGCUCCUGGCCUCCAUGGCCUGAGACUGCUACCAAGCCCUCACGACCAUGGGGCUGUGCGUCCAGCUGGUGGCCUUCUCCUUCGUGAGUGGCUUCACCAUCUCUGUGAUCAAGGCCUACUCUAUCUCCAGCGCCACGUUCUGUGGCUCCAGCGUCCCGAAGUACGUCUUCUGUGACAUCUCCCCCAUCCUCACGCAGGCCUGCACGGACUUCGCGACCGCCGAGCUGGUCGCCGUCGUCCUGGCAUUCACCAUCCUGGUGUUCCCGCUCGUGGCCACCAUGCUUUCCUACGGACACGUCACCCUGGCCGUCCUGCGCAUCCCGUCGGCCACGGGCCGUCGGCGAGCCCUCUCCACCUGCGCCUCCUACCUCACCAUGGUCACCAUCUUCUGCGCGGCCUUGAUCUUCAUGUACGUCUGGCCCCAGGCUGUUGCUUCCCGGAGCUCCAACAGGCUCAUCUCUGCUGUUUACACUGUCCUCACCCCAGUCAUUGACCCCUUGAUCUACUGCCUGAGGAACAAAGAAUUCAAGGAUGCUCUGAAAAAGGCUCUGGACUUAGGUCAACUUUCACGGUAGCACAAUUAAAUGUCCUGUAAUCUAAUCUGUGGUGAUAAUAAAAACAACAUCUUAUAGGACACUUUACUUUCUUUAAUAGUGACAAUUUAUGUAAUUAAUUAAUUAAUUUUGGGCUGUGCCACGCAGCUUGCAGGAUGUGAGUUCCCCCACCAGGAAUCGAACCCUCACCCUCAGCAGUGAAAGUGCAGAGUCCUAACCACUGGACCACCAGGGAAACCCUAGGAAUUCCCACUUUACGUUUUUUAAAGUAAAUUUUUAAAUGAAAUUUAGCAAACCUACAGAACUGUGAAUAAACAAUAAGUCUUCAUCUGGAUUUGUUUUCACAAAAGAACCACACUUAUGUCACCAGCAUCCAGAUCAAGAGUCAGAAGCUACCCUCACACCCCCGUCCCCAAGAUUUCCACUAUCCGGACUUCUAACACCAGAGACUACUUUUGACGUUUUUGAGGUUUUUAUGAAUAAAACCAUGAA
Molecule: messenger RNA, 2671 nt
Organism: Physeter macrocephalus (sperm whale)
Lineage: Eukaryota; Metazoa; Chordata; Mammalia; Artiodactyla; Physeteridae
Product: olfactory receptor 6B2
Biological process (GO): G protein-coupled receptor signaling pathway
Cellular component (GO): membrane
Molecular function (GO): olfactory receptor activity; G protein-coupled receptor activity; odorant binding
Source: RefSeq, a predicted model, not a curated record